This is a messenger RNA of Durusdinium trenchii, 1919 nucleotides long. Lineage: Eukaryota; Dinophyceae; Suessiales; Symbiodiniaceae. The record is from the annotation of a GenBank genome assembly.
CCCUUCCUUCAGAACUUGGGCUUUUCAUUUAGUCCACCGUCCCAGCGACCAAAGGUCGAAGCGUGCCCGAGGGCUUGGGGUCCAAGCUUUGUCCAGUCCGGGACGCCCAUGGCGUCGGACGAUGAGGGGCACACCAACGGCGCCCCAGCUCCGUCGGACCUGUCGGAGAUCUUGGAAUUCAGCGUGAACACGGAAUCAUCAGGUGACAUCGAUCCAACGGAGCCACGAGAGCGCCCGACCACUGAAGGAUUGGUCGACUUCAUGUCCAGGAUCGAGGUGUCCUGCCCCAGUGUGGUGCGAGCAGUGCCAUGUCAUGAAGCCCUGUCGUGGUUAGGGUAUGCUUUGCGCGCCAGCCACGCCGACCCAUAUCUGCAUCUCAAAAGCAGGCAAGUGGAGGAGAUCCAAGAGUUUUGGUCACACUCCUGGCACUCAUUUGCAUGGAAGAAGAUUUUGUGCCUCCUUUGGCUCAAGAAUGGCAAGGCGGCGAGCAUUAUGAGUGCAAUCGCUGCAACCACUGGGAUGGUGUUAUCCUACUUGGAUGUCCUUCCAGUCCUGGUCCUUGCACAAGGACCAAUGCCAGUCUGCCUGUGGAGCCAAAUCAUUGGACUCAUCGUAUUCUUCGCCACUGUUUUCCUUUGGCGCCGUAAAGAAGAGAUCUUCCUGGAUUGUUGCUGCAUUGAUUCGACCAACGGAGACAUGAAGGUCCAGGCGAUCCGCAGCAUCGGCGGGAUCUUGAAGAGGUCUCAGCGUUUGCUGUUGCUGUGGGAUCCGACCUAUGUGGAACGGCCGCUUCGUCGGGCUGAGCCGGCAAUGGCCGCGUCGUUGGUGAAUGUGGUGUUUGUCCAGUGCCGGCGUCCAGUUCCCUCCAGGCUUUUGAGGUUUUGGUGCAUCUUCGAGGUGGCCGCCUUUGUGAAGAGUCACCAGGGCGACCGGUCGCCCCACCCAUCCGCAGCCGUGUUUGACUCAGUCUUGGUGCGGCCCAUGUUGCUGGGACCCUUCAUGCUGGCCUUCAUGGGUAGCACCGCCGUUUUGCUGUUCUUGGUCUCUAUUUUGACGGCUGCAGACAUACGAGGCCUGUCAGCGACCGGAGCUACGGCCGCAUUGAUGCUGAUCGUGAUGUACGCAGCCAUUUGGACCGGCAUCAGCUACUAUCAUUCAGUGGAAGUCUUCAAGGAGCAGAUGAUGCACUUCAAGCUGGCAAAGACCAAAUGCUGGUGCUGCAGCAACAAUCACACCAUGCCAGAUGGACGAAUCAUCAACUGCGACCGGGAGAUCGUCUCCAAGUGUUUGAUCCCUUGGUUCGGAGGCCUGGAGGAGUUUGAAUCGGCCGUGGCACAAGAAUUGGCGACCGCGGUGCCCAAACAGCUUGGAGAGCAUUUGGUGCCCUGGAAUUUUCUGCUCUCUUGCACCCUUCCAGUGCUUUGGUUGUGUCAGGACAUGUCAGUCUCAUACCUCAAGAACGGGAACCCUGAUUCGGCAUUGCAUUGGAUCGUGGCGAGCGGUGGAUACUGGCUGGGUUCCGUGCCAUUGAUCACUGCGUGGGCCUUCUUCCUGGCAAAGAAGAUGAUCAAGGUGUACUCCAGGUGCGGUAGUCAUGCUGCAACUUUCUUGGUGGUGAUCUUGAUUCUGCCCGUCUUCCUGGUCACUGUAGGAUUUCCAUCGUUCUUGGAAGAUCAGCACUUGAUGCCUUCUUGGGCCAAUGUCACGACCUCCACCGUGAUCCUUUCAUUGCUUGGUGUGGUGGUGUGGCAUCCUUGCUUGGUCGGCACACAGAAAUGGAAUGAAGAGAAGCCUGAGGAGACUCAGGAGGUUGUGGAGACCUCCGCGAUUGAAGGUCAUGCUGCACAGCGCAGUGACUUCAGAGUGUCACUUUAAUCAUUCUCCACUAGAUAGAUCUGUAAAAACAGUUCAUGUUUCAC